Trichoplusia ni (cabbage looper) is the source of this 2786-nucleotide messenger RNA. RefSeq lists its product as uncharacterized. The record is from RefSeq and is a predicted model, not a curated record. The coding region runs from base 746 to 1201 and encodes 151 amino acids. NCBI's taxonomy places the organism in Eukaryota, Metazoa, Arthropoda, Insecta, Lepidoptera, Noctuidae. Gene Ontology annotation, biological process: regulation of synaptic transmission, cholinergic; positive regulation of voltage-gated potassium channel activity; sleep. The transcript is spliced from 3 exons.
AAUUAUUUUAUUGGUUUUCAAAACAUCCAAAGGAUCGCUAAUAGGCCCAAUUGGGCGUCCGAGCGCCUGUCACAUUUGAUGAUAACUGUUUUUCUUAGGAAUCGGUGGAGACAUGUCUAAUUUAAUAUGUAAUAAUCCAGAUCAACAGUCGCUAAAACCGCAAGAAAAAAAAUGUUUACAUCAUUUUAACAAAUGACCGUAACCAUAAGGAAGAAAUCUAGAAACGGAAAUGACAAUCGAGCUUAUGUGGUCAUUUAUUAAAUGUGCCGUAUUAAAAACUUAAUAUAUAAAUAGCAAAGAUUUUCUGCAGCCGUCUGUGAAGUGCAAUAUUUUUACGACGCAUGUUAAAUCCAAAAAUAAAAAUCAAACAACGGAAUCCUGGGACGAUGCGACAAACAAAAACGAGACGUCAGAGAGCGAGCCCGCCAAAGGCACCAAAUGUUGGUCAGUGUCGCGCCGGCGCCUGUAUCGACCGCAUGAAUCAGCGCUAUUGCCGAACACAUAAGAACCUUUCGUGUUAUUUGGACAUGUCCCGUUUCGCCACUAGCUUCCCUUCCUGUGAACUGUGAAUCAUGGAUCUGAGUGCGGACUACGGAGGUGCCAAUUUCAGUCCAGUGUAAAGCGCUGCCGGCCACAUGCGCGGCACUCGCGACAUUGUAAAUACAUAACACAUAAAUGUAAUUAAAACUAAAACGUUCGUAGUUGUAGUGUAGUCGUAGUAUUUAAGUCGGUUUUAUAAAUUAAAAUGAAUUUGUUAACUUCGGUGUUGACUUUUACAAUGUAUUGGAAGUUAUCAUGGAGCCUGCAGUGCUACACGUGCGACCCCGAGCACACGACGCACGCGUGCGGGCUCUUCGACUACAGCAACAAGUACCUCACCGAGUGCGAACACUCCACCAUGUGCUUCAAGAGGGUCACCACUCUCGACUUUAAUGAUGGAUUGGCAUCGCACAGCGUACAACGUGGUUGCGCGCAGCAGACUAUGAACGGGGAACAAAAGAAGAUCAACGGAAAAUGGCGGGCGACCCAUGACAUUCACGAGGUUUACGACGAGACAUGUUUCGAAGACCCGAGCAAUGCCGAGCGGCCCACGAAAACCCUGCACUGCUACUGCAGGGGCGACCGGUGUAACGGAGUACAGAAAACAAAUAUCUUAGAAUUAUACGCGCUUUUAGCUAUAGCACUAUGGAUGAUCACCUAAUAAGAAUUUGUUGUAGAUUUUUUUAAUUUAUUUGCAAAAAAAACUUAGACUCGCCAUACAAUUUUUUUGUUUGUCGAAGAGAAGUCUGGACUGUUGAUUUUUGUCUUAUUUUGUACAUAAAUUGUAAGUAUAGUGAUAAAUACUGUUUGAUAUUGUCCUAAUGAUAAACCAAAAUAGAUUUCAAUCUUCAAUAGUGGAAAAAAAUAGCCUAAUUUGCAAGCAACUAUAAUUGUUUACUCCAUUCGGUUACUAUUCCAUGCCAGGCCAAGUACAUACAUGCUUUUGGUACUUUUAAUUAGUGUAUUUCUUGAUAAUUAAGUAACCUUUGCCUUCCAAUUCGACACUAUCUAUGUUCAUCACAACCUUAACCUUCAGUUGUCGUUUUGGUUAUCAUAAUUCUCAAUUUAAGUCGGUAAAACGAUGCUUUCAAACGAUCAAAAAUACAUUUAGGUAAGGAAUCAAUCGCUAGGAGUCAGUUUUUAUUAAACUAUGAAGGAUUCAUACACAAAAAAACGAGAAAGAAAAAUGUUUUUCCUGCACUAAAUAUAACGUUUAGUUCACCGCUAUGAAAUAACGGUGAUAUAGUUAUAAUUAAUUAGUUCUCAGUAAGACUCCUUGUACCUCGAUACGGGUGUUAAUACUGCCAAUAUUGUUAAGUUAGUGCUUUUAGAUACUAAAUAAUCCAAAGAGCUUCGACACUGGUGCUUUAUAUAUUUAUAACUAGUCAGUUUAUAGGUGUCUGUGAUUGUUCUCACAAACGUUACGCGUUUACAUAACGACUCUUGCAAAUGAUUUUCAAAAGGCUGUCCUUUGCCAAUCGAACAAAAGACUCUCGACCGAUCACAGCAGCUGCAGUUUGACUGGUGAUUACUUUUUGAACAGUCUUUAAAAUACUUGCAGUACCUCUGAAAUAUAUUCAUCUUACGAAACGUUUUUAAAAGCGAUAUAGCUGGCGAAAAAUAUGUGUAUAUUUUCGUACUGCAAUUUCUUUUUUGACUGCGUCAGGAAUCCAUUGGAUUUUUUAAUUUCUUUGUGAUUUAAUACCUUCUAGGAACUAGAGAACAACACAUAGUUUACACGUAUGUACAAAAUGUGUUUUACAGUUUAGAGAGGUAUUUUCUGAAACUCUUUUGUCUUUUUUCUAGCCUCACUACGGAAUUUAAUCCUUCUAUUGCGCUGGGUUUCACAAAUUCAAGUCAUAUGCUCAAAGACACCCAAACUCAACAAGAGUUUGUGGAUCACAAAAAUGCGCAAGAGUGUCGUAGAGUAAACGUUUCUAGUUUUAGUUUUUAAUUUCGUAUUAUUGUAUUAUAAUUAUUAUUCAUGUAUACGUACUUAGUAUGUGCUUAAUUAAGGUAUGGCUGAUGCGAUUUUGUAUAUAAGGUAGAAAGCAAAACCGGGAUAACGCUUGAUAUUACCAACUUUAAGUUCAAAGCCAUUAAGUCGAUAUUCCCGUUUUGUACUUCUGUUCUAGGAUUAACUGAACAUUGUAUAGUUUUUAAGGAUUAUAGCUUCAUAGCUUGUAUAGUUUUCUUACGUGAUACUUAUUUCUAUGUAAUAUUUCAAUAAAUCAUUCCUACUUUUC